Anolis carolinensis (green anole) is the source of this 3935-nucleotide messenger RNA. RefSeq names its product FAM20B glycosaminoglycan xylosylkinase (gene fam20b). Gene Ontology annotation, cellular component: Golgi apparatus. The transcript has 9 exons. NCBI's taxonomy places the organism in Eukaryota, Metazoa, Chordata, Lepidosauria, Squamata, Anolidae. The coding region runs from base 465 to 1694 and encodes 409 amino acids. The record is from RefSeq and is a predicted model, not a curated record. Gene Ontology annotation, biological process: proteoglycan biosynthetic process. Gene Ontology annotation, molecular function: phosphotransferase activity, alcohol group as acceptor.
GGGGUGUGGCCUUUAUCGGCCGCUGCCAUUGGAUGGCGCAAGGCCGGUCGAGGGGGAGUGGGGAGAGAGAGAGCGAGCGAGAGGGGAGGACAGUGGCGACGGCUGAGGCCGGCCCGGCGCGAGGGCAUGGCGCGAGGACAUGGCGCGUGGGGAUUACAAGCUUGGUACAGGAGCCCUGGUGGCAAAGUGUGUUAAAGCACUGAGCUGCUGAACUUGCAGACCGAAAGGUUGCAGGUUCAAAUCCCGGGAGCGGAGUGAGCGCCCGCUGUUAGCUCCAGCUUCUCCCAACCUAGCAGUUUGAAAACAUACAAAUGAGUCCCAGAAGAUGCAGCAUCAACUAUGGAUCCCCUGGAGUAAACAUUAGGAAUGACAUCCGUAAAGUACCAUACUACUUUUCAUCUUGCUUUGUGAGAGACUCUCUGUAACCUUUGAAUGGACAUUUCGAAAGAGGAUCCCUUGUCAUCAUGAAGUUGAAACAACGCGUGGUGCUUUUGGCAAUCCUCCUCGUCAUCUUCAUUUUCACCAAGGUUUUCCUCAUAGAUAACUUGGAUACGUCGGCAGCUAACCGUGAGGAUCAGCGUGCCUUCCACCGUAUGAUGGCAAGCCUGCGGGUGGAACUGGAUCCCCGACUUGACCACACCUUGCAAUCUCCCUGGGAGAUCGCCGCUCAGUGGGUGGUGCCGCGUGAAGUAUAUCCAGAAGAGACUCCAGAAUUAGGGGCAGUGAUGCAUGCCAUGGCUACAAAAAAGAUAAUAAAAGCAGAUGUGGGCUACAAAGGCACCCAGCUGAAGGCAUUACUCAUACUGGAAGGUGGACAAAAAGUAGUCUUCAAACCGAAGCGAUAUGCCAGAGACUAUGUAGUAGAAGGAGAGCCGUAUGCUGGGUAUGACAGACACAAUGCAGAGGUGGCAGCAUUCCAUUUGGACAGAAUUUUAGGUUUCCGACGAGCCCCACUGGUGGUUGGUAGAUUUGUUAAUCUCCGUACAGAGAUCAAACCUGUUGCCACAGAACAGCUGCUCAGUACCUUUCUCACAUUAGGGAAUAAUAUUUGCUUCUAUGGGAAGUGCUACUAUUGCCGGGAAACAGAACCAGCCUGUGCUGAGGGUGACAUCAUGGAGGGAUCAGUCACAUUGUGGUUGCCAGAUGUUUGGCCACUCCAGAAGCAUCGGCACCCAUGGGGCAGGACAUACAGGGAAGGCAAACUUGCCAGGUGGGAAUAUGAUGAGAGCUACUGUGAUGCUGUAAAGAAGACCUCACCAUAUGACUCCGGGCCACGACUCCUUGAUGUCAUAGAUACAGCCAUCUUUGAUUAUUUGAUUGGGAAUGCUGAUCGGCAUCAUUAUGAAAGCUUUCAGGAUGAUGAAGGGGCCAGUAUGCUUAUUCUUCUUGACAAUGCCAAAAGUUUUGGCAACCCUUCACUGGAUGAGAGAAGCAUUCUUGCACCUCUUUAUCAAUGUUGCAUUGUCCGAGUCUCUACGUGGAAUAGGCUCAACUACCUGAAGAAUGGAGUGUUAAAAUCUGCCUUAAAAACUGCCAUGUCACACGAUCCUCUCUCUCCUGUGCUCUCUGCCCCUCAUAUGGAUGCCCUGGACCAACGGCUCUUGAACAUCUUGUCUACAGUAAAGCAGUGUACAGAGCAGUUUGGACCAGACAUCGUGCUGGUGGAAGAUAGAAUGACACUUUCCCAUUUGUAGCUUUAACAAACGUUGGUUGGAUUCUUUGAAAGAAAAAAAGAACAAUUAGAAAAACAGCACAAUUGGCUCUGCAUGGCUACGAACAAGACGGAUUGGGACUGCAACACCAACCAGAUUUGUGCACUCAAGAAGAAAGCAUCAGUAGUUUGAACAUUCUGCUGAAGACAAGGAACUUGCUCUCAGGUCGCCCAAUAUCAUUUUUUGGGAUGUCCAUUGCUGGCAGUGGAUGUUGCACUGAAAACUCUCCUGGGAUGCCUUGAGAAGAAAUGGGAAUUGGGGCGUUAAUAUAUACCGGUUCUUGAAAAGAGCCAUAGGUCCCUCAAUUCUUUCGAAUAUAUUAAUUUAGUACACUUCAGGUUUGUAAAAUGAUAGGCUAUCACAAGGCAUCCAUGCUGGCUACCUAAAGAGAGAGAGCAGCAGGGCAGAUAUGGCUGCUGAAGAUAUCUCUUGGUGUCUGUCCUGACAUACAUAUCCGAAGCAUUUUGUCUGGAAUUUUCUCAAGAGCCAAAUGAAGGAGCAUACAAUUUCCUGUGUUGACUCAAUUAUAAAAUGUGAGGGGGGAAAACUGUUUAGGUUGUUCUUGAAAUCUGUAACCCAUUGACGAGAUUCGGAUUUGCAUGAUGCUGCAAAGACACUUAUCAGUCAUGGAAGUUAGAAACUACUAGUCAAGCCUGUGCUCCCAUAUUCAAGGUUCUUGCUGCCUUGAUAAAUAAUACUCUUUGAUUUUUUUUACAAAAAAAUAUGCAGAUACAAUUGAAACAAAUCAUUCUAAAAAGUGGGAAGGAUCAGGAUGAUUCAUCAUAUCUUCUCAUUUCUGAUAGCUUUUCAUGGGACAAAUGGGUUUUCUUGCUGAAAUUAGCAGGAAUUUAAAUUAGACAAAUGCUACUACGGUCUGAAGAAUGGGGAAUUUGAUAUGUCAAGUCUUGAGGUAAUCACAGGUAACAUGGUAGAAGGUACCACAUGUGGCAUUCAGUCAUUUUUCAGGGCUGAGCUGAACCCCAAGGUUUUCAGCAGUCUCUUUAAACUGGUGUGUCUUUCUCCUUUUAAACACAAGUUGUGAUCCAAUGGUUUCAUGACCAUUAUCCUGGAAAUGUAGCUUGUAUUUGUAGCUUCAGGACAUUUAGAUGUCUCUUCUUUGAUAGUCCUGAGGAUUCCCCCUCUGCCAUAUUUAAGGAACUCCGUGAAACCUUAUUUCUGUGUGUCUAUCUUGACAUGUAGUGUCCAGACGUAUUAUCACCAAACUUGGUCAGAGAACUCAGCACUUUUUUUAACCAAUUAAUAUUCCUGAAAUCAGUAUAUGGGUUGCCAGUUAGGAAGAACCUAAAGACCAGGCUGAAGGGUUUGAGCAAAAGAUGCAACAUAGUUAAAUUUGCAGAUUAGGCACUUGGAGCACACAGACAAGAAGGAAAAUAGGGAUUUAUUAAACUUCCAGUAAUUUUCCCAUAUCUGGAGCAUUUUAAGACAGUUAUCCAAGUUACAAGUUGGCCUAAAGAAGUUAACUCCAAACCAUAUCUGCAGCAAGCUGUCUGCUUGGACAAAAAACAAUUCACCAGUUUGUUGAUUCAGGUAGGCAUCUUGAAUUGUAAUAAGAGGCAUCAGUUAACAGUUGUUAAUAUAAAGUUCACUGGAGCGUAACAUGAAAAUAUUGGGUCCAGUGCUAAGGUAAAAUAUUUUUGACAUAUCAAAAGUCUGCUUGUGACAAUUACUCUUGUGUUCAGAAGUGGAAUAGAUGCUGUUACUGGUGGAAAUAUCUUGCAACUUUGUUAAGAUUCUCUGAAUGCCCCCAUAUUUCCUUUGUCUUUAUGCAAUCAGGCAGCUGCAUGCCAUUACGAAACAACUUGAUGCAAUGUGGUUAACGGAUGCAUAUUUCUGUGCUAUGUGACACAGAAUUCGUUUUGGAGCUCUGAAGUAUUUGGAAGAGGUUACUCUUGUCUGAACUGAUAAAGAAGCUGAACGAAACCAUAUAAGCUUCAAUGUUGGCAUCUAAUGAACUGGAACUGGAAUGGUCACAAUUAAAAAAAUAAGAAACUAACUUAUUACAAAGAUAACUUAUUUGUGUGGCAGCUGAAGCAGAAGACUUGAUAAUUACACUUCUUGGAGCUACCAGGCGGGUGUCUUUGGAAUGUAAGCUAUUGAGAGAAGAGAAAACAAUGUAAUAUCAGCUGUGUCAUAUGUUUCCCUAAGGUUGGAAUCUGAAUUUUAAAAAGUAUUACAUGAAUAAAGAAUUUAAUUUAAAAAAUA